Molecule: messenger RNA, 1378 nt
Organism: Penaeus indicus
Lineage: Eukaryota; Metazoa; Arthropoda; Malacostraca; Decapoda; Penaeidae
Product: thioredoxin domain-containing protein 6-like
Exons: 12
Coding region: 1-1251 (416 amino acids)
Source: RefSeq, a predicted model, not a curated record
AUGAAGCGAGCACACUCUAUGCUUAUAUUUUUGGACAGUAUAUCCACCAAGUGUAUUCCUCCACGAACCGCCGCUCAGCUCGAGCAGAUGGCGCGCAAGAAGGCCGAGGCGCAGCAGCUCCAGAUUAUCAUUUCCAACGAUCAGGACUGGGAAAAUGCUUGCAAGAGGACGGGCCUACUGGUCGUCGACGUGUACCAGGAAUGGGCGGGUCCGUGUUCCAGCAUGACGGGGCAUCUUCGGAGGAUCAAGCUAGAACUAGGAGAUGAAUUCCUCACCUUGGCCAUGCCAAACAUCGCGUAUUAUUUUGCAAUUGACCAGGCUAAAGCAGACAACAUCAGUGUCCUGGAGAAGUUUAGAGGGAAAGCAGAGCCUACCUGGCUGUUCCUAGGGUGCGGGAAGCCCCUGGGAGUGAUCCACGGCGCUGACGGACCCAAUCUGCUGUCCACCAUCAGGCUGUUGCUGAAGAAGGAGAUAUCGAUCAUCAAGGGACAGGGAGGAGAGCGGGAUGUGGUCCUACUGGAAUCCCUAGUGAAGCCUGAAGAAGUGCUAGAACCUGACGAGGACCUGGACGACGUCGAGGGCGAAAUGCAGAACUUGGACAGCGAGGAGGGUUCGGUGGCGGAGGAGGAACCCCUGCAACAAGCCGUUCUUUUCAUCUUGCCUCACAUCAUCUCGCAAGAGAAGACGGAGACUUUCCUCUCGAACGUCGUGGCUGCAGGUGAGGGGCUUGUGGCCGAGGGUCGAGCGAUGAUCAAUAGCAAAGAAGGGGGCGGAGAGGAAGGAGAAGAAGGAGGAGAUGAGGAAGGCAACGAGGACGACGAGAAAGAAAAAGACGGAGAAGUGGUGGAGGAUGACCUUGAAGACUGGGAGGAGAAGCUUAGUCACGGGCCGCUGUAUAUGUUGUAUCUUAAUCUAUCAGAUUGUGUUCUGGAGCGCAUGGGCGUCAGCGGCGUGCAGGUGCUGGCCCACACGCAGCUCACCCUCCAGCAGGAAGCGAUUCAGUCCUUGCCCAGUCUCUCGGCCUCGCAGCAGCUGGCUUCUGCUGCUGGCUCCUCCGUACUGGCGGUGGUAGUGGCGGGCGAAGGGACAGAGGAAUGCGUGCAGGAGUUCGGGCCGCUGCACUUGAGCUCGGAUACGGCCAGCGCCAACGCCGAGGUGGAACUUUUCUUCCCGGAUUUCCUCGCCGCGCAGGACAACCAGGACGAGCCGCAGACACAGAUGCAGAUCGAGCAAAGGAAAGAGGCCAAGUGAGCACCCCCUCCCCUCCCACUACAGUCUGCUGGAAGGGCAAGGGGGUGGAUGAAGGAGAGGGAGGGGGAGGGCGUGGUUGCACUUGGCCAGGCUCUGUCUCUUUCUGUUUCUGUCUCUCUCUUUCUCU